AGAAUCUACGCCAAAAACAACAAAAGUAAUUUACCUGGCAAAAAAAUGUAUAAAACCCAAAAGCCAAAACCUCAACACCACACUUCCCCCACUUCCUUCCUCUCUCUCUCUCUCUCUCAAAAUCUCUCUCUCUAAAAGUAUGGAGGAGAUGGAGCUGGACAACCUCAGAGCCAUCAAAGUACUCGGAAAAGGCGCCAUGGGCACAGUCCUCCUCGUCCACGACAGCUCGCGCGACCCCUCCGCCCUCUCCCCCUUCGCACUCAAAGUCGUCGACAAAUCCACCCUCAUCAGCUCCAAACCCGACUCCGACCGCCGUGCCCGCUGGGAACUCUCCGUCCUGACCCGACUAACCGGCCCGAACGCCCACCCGUUCCUCCCUACCCUCCUCGGAUCCUUCGACACCCACGACUUCCUCGCCUGGGCAGUCCCUUACUGCCCCGGCGGGGACCUCAACGUCCUCCGUUACAAACAAAACGACCACGUUUUCUCGCAAGCCGUCAUCCGUUUUUACCUGGCCGAGAUCGUCUGCGCCCUCGACCACCUCCACACGAUGGGGAUCGCGUACCGCGACCUCAAGCCGGAGAACGUCUUGAUCCAGUCGUCCGGUCACGUUACCCUCACGGACUUCGACUUGUCCCGUAGCCUCAACAAGAGGACGGUUAAGCCCUUGGUCGUGGACCCCAUGGAAUUGGAAACCACUCGCCGGAGACAUCGCCGGAAUCUGACGAGGUUUUUGCCGGCGACGGCGGGGGACGAGAGGAAGGGGCUGAAGAAGGCGAAGAGCGCCAGGGUCUCGCCGGUGAGUCGACGGAGGGUCAGCUUUUCGAACGGCGAGAGGUCGAACUCGUUUGUCGGAACGGAAGAGUACGUAUCGCCGGAGGUUGUGAAAGGCGACGGCCAUGAAUUCGCCGUCGACUGGUGGGCCCUGGGUGUCCUGACGUACGAGAUGCUCUACGGGACGACGCCGUUCAAGGGGAAGAACAGAAAGGAGACGUUCCGCAACGUCGUCGUGAAACAGCCCGAGUUCAUCGGGAAACGGACGGCGCUGAUGGAUUUGAUCGAACGGCUGCUGGUGAAGGAUCCCACGAAGAGAUUGGGGUAUAGCGAAGGAGCGUGUGAGAUUAAACGACACGAGUUUUUCCGCGGGGUCCAGUGGGAUUUACUAACGGAGGUGUUACGGCCGCCGUUUAUUCCGUCAUGGGAAGAGGAAGACGUAACGGGAAAGGUAACGGUUGACGUUAGGGAAUAUUUUGCUAGAUUGGCGGCACCGGUGGUCCCGUCGACAUCGCCGUCGUUAGAUGAGUGUCGGCGUGAUGUUUCGUUUACGGAGUUCUGACACACGUGUAAGAUUAUUAUUAUUAUUUUUUUUGGAUUUGGUUUUGGUGUAAUUUAGUUGUGUACAGAGGGGAAUAAUGGCAUAACGUGAUAAAUGGGAGUUAGCUAGACAAUAUUAAUGGGUGGUAUUAUUUGUGUAAUUAUGCUCUGAUUAAAUUAUGGAGUGGGGGACCUGCUGUGGGCCUGGUGUAAUUUUUGUAUUAGCACCAUACUGGCCCCAAAAAUUAAAAAUAAAAAUGAAAUGAUUAAUGCAUUUAAAAUGUAAAUUCUA
This is a messenger RNA of Rhododendron vialii, 1606 nucleotides long. RefSeq names its product serine/threonine-protein kinase UCN-like. Gene Ontology annotation, cellular component: cytoplasm; nucleus; plasma membrane. Gene Ontology annotation, molecular function: ATP binding; protein serine/threonine kinase activity. The transcript has a single exon. NCBI's taxonomy places the organism in Eukaryota, Viridiplantae, Streptophyta, Magnoliopsida, Ericales, Ericaceae. Gene Ontology annotation, biological process: protein phosphorylation. The record is from RefSeq and is a predicted model, not a curated record. The coding region runs from base 140 to 1336 and encodes 398 amino acids.